AUGGGAGAUAUGCAAUCAACUGCAUGGAUGCAUGUGAUCGAUGCAAAGACUUCAUACAAUUUGUUGCUUGGCAGGCCGUGGAUACACGAGAACAAAGUUGUCCCAUCAAUUUACUACCAAUGUUUGAAAUAUAAUAAAGAUGGAGUCGAAAAUAAGAUAGUUGCUUAUGACAAGCCGUUCUCUGAAGCCGAGGCAUACUUCGCUGAUGCAAAGUUCUACUUGAAGAACCACAUCAUGAUGGGAGUAAAAGUUGAUGACAUCAAGAAGGCCAAAGGCAUGAAAAUAGCUCCUUUAUUUCGUUACGUCCCAAAAGUGAAGAAAGAUGAAGGAGAAUCAUCAAGCCUCCAAAAAGGUGCGCUAAGAGAAUUAACCAUUCCUAUCAAGCAGAUUGAUACCAUAAUGUUAUCUUCAAAGCUACUGGAAAAUUUUGUGGCCCCUAACAUGCUUCAAAAUAAGGCACUCCCUACGAAACGCACAAAUGAAGGUUUUGAUCCGAAUGCUUACAGGUUGUUCGCAAAGGCUGGAUAUGAUCCCAAUGAACCAUCUAAGCUAGGGAAGCUCCCACCUGAAGCUACUAGGAAAGCAAACAUGAUGAACGAUAAUGAGCGUGCGGUGAAGCAAUCACGUGAGGGUCUAGGUUACAAACAACCCCCACUAGUUCGCAUCUCCAUUAGAAGAGCAAGUAUUAACUAUAUCACGAUGGAAGAUGAACCCGCUGAUCCUAAUAAAAGGCCUUCUGUCUUUGAUCGACUUGGAGAACCAACUACAAGAACUUCUUGUGGCCAUAUAUCUUUUAAUGAUGGUGAUCCUCAAAAAGACGAAGAUGUCGAGGACGCUCCUGUGGAACUAGAAGAAGGAAUUAAAAUGACUAUUGAUGCAUUGAAAGAAGUCAACCUUGGCACUGCAGAAGACUUCAGGCCCACCUAUGUAAGUGCCCUAUUAACCACAGAUGAAGAAAACACUUAUGUGGAGAUACUCAAAGAAUAUAGAGAUGUCUUUGCUUGGAGCUACAAAGAGAUGCCUGGUUUAGAUCCUAAGUUAGCAGUUCAUCAUCUCGCAGUCAAGAAAGGAGCUCGUUCAGUUAAGCAAGCCCAAAGACGCUUCAGGCCAGAAUUGAUCCCAUCAAUCGACGCCAAGGUCAAUAAACUCAUCGAAGCUGGUUUCAUUCGGGAGGUUAAAUAUCCUUCAUGGAUUUCAAGCAUUGUUCCUGUGAAGAAGAAGAAUGGCCAAAUUCGAGUUUGUGUCGAUUUUAGAGACCUCAAUAAUGCAUGCCCUAAGGACGAAUUUCCGCUCCCCAUUCUAGAGCUUAUGAUUGAUGCUACCACCGAAUACGAGGCGAUGUCUUUCAUGGAUGGAUCAUCUGGCUACAAUCAAAUACGUAUGACACCAAAAGAUGAAGAACUUACUGCGUUUCGCACUCUUAAAGGCAUUUAUUGCUACAAAGUAAUGCCUUUUGGCUUGAAAAAUGUUGGCGCCACAUAUCAAAGGGUAAUGCAGAAUAUCUUUGACGACAUCCUCCACAAGAAUGUGGAAUGCUAUGUGGAUGAUUUAGUGGUGAAAUCAAGAAAGAGAGGAGACCACUUACAAGACUUAAGAAUGGUGUUCGAACGACUCCGGAGAUAUCAACUCAGAAUGAACCCGUUGAAAUGUGCCUUUGGAGUUACUUCUGGAAAAUUCCUUGGCUUCAUUGUUCGACAUCGAGGGAUUGAGAUAGAUCAAGCCAAAGUUGAAGCCAUCUUGAAGAUGCCCGAGCCCAAAAAUAUACAUGAACUGAAAAGUCUAUAA
Molecule: messenger RNA, 1785 nt
Organism: Nicotiana tabacum (common tobacco)
Lineage: Eukaryota; Viridiplantae; Streptophyta; Magnoliopsida; Solanales; Solanaceae
Source: RefSeq, a predicted model, not a curated record